UCCAAAAUUUCUGGAUAUUCUCGCUCACACACUUCUCUCACACACACAUUGUGCCUGCAUCAUCAUCACCAAAAAUGGUGUUAACUUCUUCAAUUUCAAUAAUAUCUUCUUCAUUCUCUUCUGAUUCUCCUUCAACUUCCAAUUCCAAUUCUAACCUUUUCAAAAACAAAGCUUUUCCUUCUUUUCUUGUUGGAUUACCAAAACCACCCUUUUCAAAUUCAACUCUUAGAUUCAAACCUUCUUCAAUUUUAUCAACACAACAAACAAAUGGGUCACCGGAACAGUUCCUACAGAAUAAUUCCAUCGCCGAUUUCAUGCGUUUCAAGCGAGGGAUUGAUGGUGGUGGUGAUGUUUUGCAGACUGCAACUGUUAGUUAUAAGAAGAAAUUCCCUUGGUCCCUUUUCAACCCUUUCCUUCAGGUUGAUUUGAUUUCAACAAUUCACAUAGCUGAUGAAGAGUAUUUCCUGGCCCUCCAAAAGGAGCUUGAAUCCUAUGAUUGUGUCCUUUAUGAAAUGGUAGCUAGCAGGGAAACUUUAGAGAAAAUGAGAAAGCCUACUGCUAUAAAAAGGUUAAAAGGAUCAAACACUAGAGGUUUUAACAUUUUGGGAUGCAUCCAAAGACAGAUGGCGCGAAUUCUCGCUCUUGAUUUCCAAUUAGAUUGUCUCAAUUACCAGUCUGAAAAUUUUCUCCAUGCAGAUCUUGAUUAUGAGACCUUCCAAUUACUUCAGCUUGCAAAAGGUGAAAGCUUCUUUUCAUUUGCUAAGGAUAUGACUCUUAGAUCUACGAAGGCGAUAUUGCAGCCUUCAAUUCCAGAAGAUCUUGAUCCAUGGAGAUCGAAGCUUUUGUGGGCUUCGCGUGUACUUCCUAUGCCGCUUGUUGGUCUUCUUAUCAUUGGAAGCGUUUGUGCUGAUGUGGGAAGUCCAGCAUCAGAAUAUCCUGAAAUAGAGGCAUUGUCAAGGCUUGACUUUAGUGCGGCCAUGAAGGUCUUCCUUGCAAAGAGACUAACAUCUGAGUUGACACAAGUUGCAACAGACGUAGAGGAGAAAUCUGUUAUAAUUGGCGAGAGAAAUCGAGUUGCGAUCGAGACCCUUACAGGGGCAAUGAACAAGGGACACAAUAAGAUUGCCAUACUUUACGGGGGUGGCCACAUGCCGGAUCUCGGGAGGAGAUUGAGGGAGGAGUUCGAUUUAGUUCCGUCCGGUGUGCAGUGGCUAAAUGCUUGGUCCAUAAGGAAAAAGAAACUUAAUACUAAUUCACUUCCAUUUCUGAAGACAAUGGCCAAGGCUUCGGGUUGGCCAUUGAACCGGUAUCAGACAUUGGCGUUGCUCAUCUUUUCGUCGGUCUUGGCAUUGGAUCUGUGGUUUUGGGAGCUAUUCUUCGGCACUGCGGUGAAUUGGUUCUCCGAGGCUGCUUCGGAAGUUCUUCAGUAUGUUGGUAAUUCACCAAUGAUAUGAUCAUUGGAUUCAAAAAAUUAUACUAAUUACUAGUUAGGAUAUAAAGAAAAUCUUGUAUGUGCCUGUGUAAAAAUGAUAAGUUUUAUCAAUAAAUGUAAAAUUGUAACUAUUCCUAAGUUUUAAGAGAAUAGUUUGCAUUCAAUGAAUUGAACAUCUAUUCACUCUCUCCA
Messenger RNA from Cicer arietinum (chickpea), 1624 nucleotides. RefSeq lists its product as uncharacterized. The record is from RefSeq and is a predicted model, not a curated record. NCBI's taxonomy places the organism in Eukaryota, Viridiplantae, Streptophyta, Magnoliopsida, Fabales, Fabaceae.